AGGUUUUCUUCCUCUUGCCUUUGGUUAUCCUCAAUUCUCUCGGAUUCACUCAACAGAGACGCCAAAACCCUAAUCAAUCACAAUGAAGUAUAAUCCUAGAGUUUCCAGCUCCCGCCGUAAGAAUCGUAAGGCUCACUUCUCAGCGCCGUCGAGCGUCCGGCGGAUUUUGAUGAGCGCGCCCCUCUCCGGCGACCUCCGUUCCAAGUACAAUGUCCGCUCGAUGCCGAUUCGCAAGGACGACGAAGUUCAGGUCUUGAGAGGAACCUACAAAGGCCGUGAAGGUAAGGUCGUACAGGUCUACCGUCGGAAGUGGAUCAUUCACAUUGAGCGCAUCACCAGAGAGAAGGUGAACGGCUCCACCGUCAAUGUCGGAAUCAAGCCGUCGAAGGUUAUGAUCACAAAGCUCAAGUUGGAUAAGGACAGGAAGUCUCUGCUUGAUCGUAAGGCUAAGGGCCGUGCUUCUGCAGAUAAGGAUAAGGGCACUAAAUUCACCGCUGAGGAUAUUAUGCAAAGCGUCGACUAAUUUUGAUCUGGUGAAAAUUUUGAAACUUUUGUUAGUUCUAUCUAGCCCUUUCUCUGUUUUGAUUUGCUUUUAAAUUUAAGAUUUUGUCUUAUUUGUUCUGGAAAGAGGAGACUUAUUGUUUUUUUAAUUUUGAUGCUUUGAGUUCUGCCGUUGCUCUCGGUACCUGGAUUUUUGGUUAAUUUUCAAUGCAAUAUCAUAAGAUUCCUUUUCUAA
Benincasa hispida (wax gourd) is the source of this 736-nucleotide messenger RNA. The record is from RefSeq and is a predicted model, not a curated record. Lineage: Eukaryota; Viridiplantae; Streptophyta; Magnoliopsida; Cucurbitales; Cucurbitaceae.